This is a messenger RNA of Symsagittifera roscoffensis, 1903 nucleotides long. Its product is annotated as myosin light chain kinase family member 4-like. Gene Ontology annotation, cellular component: nucleus; cytoplasm. Gene Ontology annotation, molecular function: ATP binding; protein serine/threonine kinase activity. Gene Ontology annotation, biological process: protein phosphorylation; intracellular signal transduction; positive regulation of apoptotic process. Lineage: Eukaryota; Metazoa; Xenacoelomorpha; Acoela; Convolutidae. The transcript is spliced from 5 exons. The record is from RefSeq and is a predicted model, not a curated record. The coding region runs from base 661 to 1683 and encodes 340 amino acids.
CUGGUUUACUACAUAGAGAACAUUGGCUGAAACCCCAAAGCUCGCACUUUAUUCCAAACAAUGCAACCCAGUUUCAAAGUAUUAACCCACUCUUGCGAAAUUCCAUGUCUAGGAGAGACAAACGCCUUUCAUGACACGGAAAAGUCCACAGAACAUGCUAUGGUUUUGAUUAGCUUAUCUUGAAACAAUGUAUUUCACUGCUUCAGGUAUUUAUAGAACACUUUAGAUUCACGGUCCUUCAUUAAUCCUUGCCGAAUUUAGUUUUCGGGUCUAAAAUUAUUUUGGCAUUUGUUUUUAUUUGGAAACAAUUUCAUUGAUCGGUACUAAGCCUUGCCGGAACCCAUUUACAUUGUCUAGCUCUGAAGCACUUUGGGAUUGAGUAACAGACUUGUUACUGUAAAUGCACAGAUCUCUAUACUCAAGACAAUUCAGACUUCUGCUAACGUGUUUAACAAUCACGGAUUCUAUAACGAGCUGCAGUCAGAUCGAAUAAUCUUCGAGUUUAUCUGCUGGUGCGGCUGAAUCCUGUGGGCCAGAACUGUUUGAUCGUGCGUUCCAUUUGCAUUGCAAUAUAGGCGGGUCUAUAAUAACUUAUAAUAACUUAUAACUUAAUACACUAGUGGUCUUGUGGGUAGUAGUCCCAUUCUACACUCUAAUCUCAUGCGCAGUAUGAGCGGCAAGGACGACAUUCCCUCUGGCUUCCAGGACCUCGAAGAAGUUGAAGCGCCUUUCGAAGUUCGAAAUGUCGUCAUCAAAAGUCCCCCCGAGACUGUGGACAAGUACUACAAAGCUCACGAGGAAUUGGGGUCGGGUAAGUUCGGCCGGGUGGUGCGCUGCUCCGAAAUAGUUUCGGGUCGCACACUCGCCUGCAAGUACAUCGAUCUCAAAAUGAGCAAAAUCGGAGACAUUCUCAACGAAAUCGCCAUCAUGCAGAAAUUGCAACAUCCGAGACUGUUGCAACUCUACGACGCCUUUCAGGAGUCGACUCGGAUGAUUUUGAUUCUGGAGUUUCUGACAGGAGGCGAGUUGUUCUACAGAGUCGUGAACACCGAGUACUCGGAGCGCACAUGCAAGUUCUACCUCAUACAGUUGUGCGAGGCACUGAAGUUCAUGCACGACCACAGUAUCAUCCACCUGGACUUGAAGCCGGAAAAUAUCCUCCUAGUCAACCCAGAGAGCAACAAGAUCAAAGUGAUUGAUUUUGGCCUGGCCCAGGAGCAGAAGCCAGGAGAGUCUCUAAAGGUGCUCUGGGGCACAGCAGAGUUUGUGGCACCCGAAGUCAUCAACUACGAAGACAUUUCAAUCAAAACAGAUAUGUGGAGCGUAGGCGUGAUCACUUACAUUCUGCUCAGUGGAAUCUCUCCCUUCAUGGGCGAAAAUGUGGGCGAGACGUAUGGAAAUGUGGUCAAUGUUCGAUAUGACUUCGAUGACGAAUCAUUUGAGACCUGUUCACCCGAGGCAAAAGUGUUCAUACAGGAUCUGCUGAUAAAAGAGCAAUCUAAGCGCAUUUCAGCUGAUGAGGCUCUGAAGCACAGAUGGCUGCAGGAGAUCACUUCCAACGUGGGCAAGAGUUUCAACAAGGACAAGUUGAAGAACUACCUCACAAGGCGCAAGUGGAGACGGGCCAUCAAUGGAGUGCUCGCGCUCCAACUCAUGGGCGCCGACCUGGACAUGCGGAAGUAGUACCAUGGCAAAAAAUAUUUCAAACUGCAGAACAACAACCAUUGAAGGAUCAAUAAACUCAAUCAAACUCCAUAGGUUCCCCUACCUCAACUCCUAACCUCAAUAUAAAUAGGACCCUAUUUGGUAGAAAAAAAGAAACAUUGGUAUGCGAAACGUUGAGACAAACGGUAUUUUUGGGUUAGUGUUAGAACGGUGGACCGCAUAAAUUUGAAUUUUUCAA